This is a messenger RNA of Rotaria socialis, 1017 nucleotides long. Lineage: Eukaryota; Metazoa; Rotifera; Eurotatoria; Philodinida; Philodinidae. The record is from the annotation of a GenBank genome assembly.
AUGUCUACACAGAAUGAUAAUGCAGAGUCCAUUGUGCAGCCAUCAACCACGUUGGAAAUACCAUCACCGCAAGAAAACAAGCUUACUUGUGGAAUAUGCGAAUCUAAUAUUACCGUCACUGGUACACAUUUAACAUGCAUAAAUGACAAAUGUCGCAAAAAUACAUGUUCAUACUGUAUCACUAAAAUGAUCAACAUGUUUUUUGCUCAACCGGCGCUCAAUUAUCCAUUCCAGUGUGGAGGAUGUCGAACAGCUUUCAAUAACACGUGUGUUGAACGUGUAAUUAUCGAUGAAAAAUAUUAUGAGCAAUAUGUUGCUUGUAUGUUGCCUCUCUACUGGUCCCAAAAAUGCCUCAACGACGAUGAAGAAUUCGUACAAUGUCCAUUUUGUCCCUAUCUGGAAAUCCAUACUACUGAUGCAUGCCCGAUUCAAUUUCUCAAUUGCCAACAUCCUGAUUGCGGAAAACGAUCAUGUUUAAUAUGUUCGAGCAUGGUGCAGGAUGAGAUUGAUGAAUUAACACACUCAUCGCGGUGCGUCGAGUAUCACUAUCGCAAACGAUUGAUUGAGGAAGCCAUCACGACCGGUUCUCUUAGACAAUGUCCUCACUGUGAAUUGGCAGGCAUUAAAGAUAAUAAUUGCACGCACAUGACUUGCGCACGAUGUGGCGGAAGAUGGUGCUAUUUUUGUGGAAAGAAAGAGGAAGACUUGGAUGAUGACGACAACGAAUAUCCGAAUUUGUCUGAACAUAACAAUGAUUGGGAGUCUGAUAUCAACCGCUGCCCAAUGUAUCUAUACAAAGUGCAUGUAUUUGACAGUCGUUGGCCAGUGGACGAUGAUGACUGUUUAGAAUUCUUUCAUCGUUGUCAAACUUUACGUAAUCUCAACGAUAUUCUGGAAUUGAUCGGAGAAGAAAGUUUAGACGAGUUGAAUGAUCGAUUCGGUAUCAUCGACGCAUGCGGUUACUCAAUCGAUGACAUCAAGAAUGAAGAAAAUCGAAUAUUGAUCAAAUACAGCUGA